AUGAAGGGUCUCGCAGCUGUUGCGUUUCUGCUGUGUCUGGCGUCCGCACACAAGUCCGGCGACGUCAAACACAAAUGGUGGAGCAUCCCGGAGCCCGUGGCCACUGUCGGCAAGUUGUUCUACUUCAAAAUACCUCAUGACUCGGUCAUCGACAACACCGGUCCCGUUGACUUUGUGGGUCAAGAUGGUGGUGGUCUUCCAAGUUGGUUAGUUCAAGGUAAAGGUGAGCUUGAAGGAAUACCUGGACCCGAAGAUGUCCGUGAUCAUUUGUUAGUAAGAGCAGGAGAUAAAAGUCGCCGAAUAGUUUCUGAUGUAGCUUCUAUCAGAGUUGCGCCUCUAAAAUGGAAAAAUGUUCGAAAUAAUAAACGAUGUAAAAAUUCUGAAGAUUCUAUUUUGCUAUGCCUUGUUAUUGGUAUGAAUUUUAAGAGCAUACAACCUUUACAAAGGCUUAUCGCACUGAAAAAUUUGGCAGGAUUUUUAAGUCUUCCUCAAGAUGCUGUGCUAUUAGUGCCUCAAGAAAGUGUAUCUUCUUGGUUAAUUGACUAUUUAGUAACAUCUGAACGCCAGUCCCAUAAAAAACAUCAAUUCAAUGAUACAUCUUUUGUCCUUUGGGAGGUUGGCUGUGGAGGUGAUAUUUCGCCAGAACAUAUUGAUCAUGUACGUCAAAUGCAGAGUAAUACUGUUGAUGGAACAUUAUCUGAAGUAUUGCAGUUACCAGUUACCAGUUGGAGAUUAGUUAACUCAUUGAAUCCUUUGCGAGGCCGACGUCAAGUGGCAGGUGCGAAACAAGAUACAAUUUCAGGAAAUGUCAAAUUAGAUGACUAUGAUGAUACCAAAAAUGUUAAUACUCAAUCUUAUAAUGAUGAUGAUGAAGAAGAAGAAGAAAUUAUUCCUGAUACUAGACAACUCAUUAUUGAACCAUCUCCAUCUUAUAUAAAUCAUCAAUAUGAUACCGACCAUUAUCAUAGACAUCACCGUAGAGAUGAAUCUGUAUUGAACAUUCCAAAAGAUAUUAUUAACUCUACACCUGUUCAAAACAUGAAAUUACCUUCAACUCUUGAUUUAAGUGGAGCUAUUGAAUCUUUUGCAAUUCAGCCAACACCUUCAUUCUACGAAUCAAAAUCUUCUACUCCUACUACCGAACAAUUAUCUGAAUCUGUGGUUAUGGGUGAUUCAUAUGAUACAACAAUCAUACCAGAUGAAAGUAUGUCUACUGAAACUCCUAAUUUAGGAACAGACAAAUUAAAGGAUCUAGCCAAUGAGAAUUCUGUUAGUACUUCAACUACUACUACUACUACUACAAAUGGAGAAAAUCCUAAUACGUCACCAAUAAUUAAACAUAAGUUACCCAAACUUGCUAUUACAGCUGGAAAACCAUUUAAAUAUCCAAUUCCCAACAAUAUAUUCUAUGAUGCUGAAGAUGGAGAUGUAAAACACUUAAAGUUGGCACUAUUGAAUGCAGAUCCAACACUGUUAUCAUGGGUUGAGUUUGAUGCUGAAAAACAAAUCUUACUUGCUUUACCUUUGGAGGAUCAUGUAUCAAAAUGGGAAGUAGUAAUUGAAGCAAAAGAUUCUGGGAAUCUGACUGUUAACAAUACAUUAGAACUGGUUGUUCAACAGUUACCUCACUUACGUGCUAUUAACCAUCAAUUAACUUUACAAUUGCGCUUAAAACAAGACUCAUUAGCGUGGACUCAUCCAGUUAACUGGAGCUUAGAUAUCAUUGAUAGAAUCAGUACAAUUUACUCAACUAAUGUUAAAGACAUCACAGUCUUAGAUUGGCCAAGAAUCUCUGUAUUAGCUGCCAAUAAAGAUAAACAUAGCUUUCAGUUUACCUGGACCAACGAUACACUGCCACGUGAAGUCUGUCCCAAUGAACAAAUAACUCAAAUUUUAGGAGUCUUAAAACCAGAAAAAGGUAAUAAAAUGAAAUCUGGAAAACAAUUUGGCCCUUCAGUUGUUUUGGAAGAUUUUAGUUGGCAAGGAUUGGGUAAUUGUGCCUCAACAUCAUUUAUUUCAAGUCAAAAUUAUCAACCUGUGUUGCGCAAUCCAGUUGAUCUCAUUAAUGCCACUUAUGGACAAUUAUUAUCUUAUGUCGUACCAGUGGAUACAUUUUAUGAUCCUGAAGAUGGUUCUUCGCGUAGAUUGAAAUUAUCAUUAAUGACUAUUGAUCGUACACAAGUUCCAGAAAAUAAUUGGUUACAAUUUGACACUAAAAAUCAAGAAUUCUAUGGAAUUCCAUUGUGGGGUGAAAAAAUCCUUUCUGAAUAUCAACUUAUUUGUACUGAUAGAGAAGGUAGAUCAAAUCACGAUAGUUUAGUAGUAUCUAUACCCAAUACAACUAAGCCUUUGCCAUCAGCUGAAUUUGAUAUGAUAUUCAAAACUCCAGAGUUCAAAGAAUUCAAUAAUUCAGCAAAAUUAAAAAAAUUAUUUGUUGAACGUGUAGCUAAUCUUUUUAAAGAUAAAGAUACAGCCAAUAUUGUUGUUCUUGGAAUCAGCUCAGUAAAUGGUAUGACAAUGGUGACAUGGUACAAUAAAACAUUGGAAAUGAAUCGGUGUGAAGAAGAAAAAGUUCUACAAUUGCGACAAGUCUUAUUAAACGAAGAUGAAAAGUUAUCUGAAAAUGUAACAAAAAAUAUGAAACCAUCAUUUAAUGUAGUUGGAGCGCAUGUUAUACCUUCUGGUAUAUGUGAAGGUGGAUUUACCGUAGUUCGCCCACCAAAACCGCCCAACAAUGUUACACCUCGUGAUGACAAUAUUUUGCUUUUAUUCGAUACUUCAGACCAGUAUUUUUCGACAUUUAUUAUUCCAGCAAUCAUAAUUUUAGCUAUGAUGCUGUUUGCUGGAUUACUGGCUUGUUUAUUGUAUCGACGACGACCAUCAUCAAAGUUAAGAAUUGGUGAUGAUGAAAGACAAAGCUUCCGAAGCCGUGGUAUUCCAGUUAUAUUCCAAGAUGAGUUGGAUGAAAGACUUGAGCCUACAAAUAAAACACCAAUAAUCAUGAGAGAAGAAAAGCCACCUCUACCACCACCUGAAUAUCAAAGAUCGCCACCAAUGGCCACCACAGCUUUACUUGCCGAUACAGAGGAUUCACCAUAUCAACCUCCACCACCGCCUUUCUCAAAUGUUGGCUCUAAUCAUAGGUCAAAACCAUCAUCAACUCCGUCAUAUCGCAAACCCCCACCCUACGUUCCUCCUUAACAAGUCUGAUUCUAAAUUAGUUUUUAAAUUGGUCUUUUACAUCAAUUUUUGACUGAUCAAUUCCUUUUAGUCAUUAAUUAAAAUUUUUUAAUACAUUAUUAUUUAAGUAUUAAUUAACAAACAAAAUAGUGUUCACAAUAACAUUAUUAUUAAUUUUUUAUUUAUUUUCGUAGUAAUCAGUAUAUUUUUUCUAUAAUUGUAAGUAUUUUAUUAAAUGGUUUUUUGCAAGUGUUAGAGUAAUAUAAUAUUACAUGAAGUAGGUAUUUAUUAUUUACUUUACCGUUCAUCAUUUCUCCAAACCCUCGCUUAUUGUUCUAUGUAUAGACAUGAGUUUGUUUAAUAAUUACUCAUAAAUAAUUAAUAUUAUACAACUGAAUAUACUACAUAGUUAAUGUAUUAUUAUUUUUUUACAUGUUCACAAUGUUUUUUUUUAUAAUCAAAUUUUUUUUUAUUCAAUUCAUUGAUUAUUAUUGAUAUUUAUUACUAUUAUGACAAAUGACAUAAUCGUUCUGCCUAAUUUAUCAUAUUUGUAAAUAUUAGUUUAAUCUUAUAAUGAUUGGACAGGUUAGAUAAUAAGAAUUAUAAUAAAAAUAAAUAAUUUUGUUAGCUUGAGAAAUUUGUUUUCACUAAACCAUAACCAAAAUUAUAAUGUAUAAUAACAUUAUACCUACCUACUCUAUGGGUUAGACUUGUUUAUUUUUUUGUUAUUCAACUAACAUAUUGCAAACAACAGUAUUGAAGAAAAAUUGUUUUACCUAACAGCUUCUAAGUAAUAUAUUAGAUAGUGGCUUUGGUGAGUAUUAAAUGUGUAUUUAGUGUACUUAAAACAAUUAUUUUUGUACAGAGGAUUUUACAUAAUCCAGUUUGUUCGGUUGAUUGAAAAUUAUUUAUUUAUUUUUUUUUUUUUUAUCUAUCAGAAAAUAUUGUAGUAGAUAAUAUUAGUUA
Molecule: messenger RNA, 4146 nt
Organism: Rhopalosiphum maidis (corn leaf aphid)
Lineage: Eukaryota; Metazoa; Arthropoda; Insecta; Hemiptera; Aphididae
Gene: Dg
Product: dystroglycan
Exons: 15
Coding region: 1-3201 (1066 amino acids)
Biological process (GO): morphogenesis of an epithelium; nerve development; muscle attachment
Cellular component (GO): dystroglycan complex; sarcolemma; dystrophin-associated glycoprotein complex
Molecular function (GO): calcium ion binding; laminin binding
Source: RefSeq, a predicted model, not a curated record